Molecule: messenger RNA, 804 nt
Organism: Aricia agestis (brown argus)
Lineage: Eukaryota; Metazoa; Arthropoda; Insecta; Lepidoptera; Lycaenidae
Product: putative cysteine proteinase CG12163
Exons: 5
Coding region: 1-804 (267 amino acids)
Cellular component (GO): lysosome
Molecular function (GO): cysteine-type endopeptidase activity
Source: RefSeq, a predicted model, not a curated record
AUGUACCUGUUUAUUCUCGCGCUCGCGUCGCACGGAGUUUCGAUUGUGUGUGAAAUGUACGGUAUCAAUUCUGAAUCGAACGGUAUCAAUUCUGAGUUGAAUAUCGAUUCUGCGUUGAAUAUUACUGGCCUGCUCGAUCCACCAGAUUACUUCGAUUGGAGAGAUCGUAAAGUGGUGUCGCCGGUCAAGAGCCAAGAAACUUGUGCGGCGUGCUGGGCGUUCAGCGCGAUUGCAAACAUAGAGAGUCACCUGAAAAUUCACCUGGGGCGAGAGGAGAGACUGUCGGAGCAGUUUCUGAUAGACUGCAACCCGCGGUCGGUCGGUUGCGGCUCUAUGUCGCUAUUGGAGACUUUCUCCAUGAUAGUCAGCAACGGUGGAGUUUUACGUGAUGCUGACUACUACCCGUAUGCCGCUCGUCCCUUGCCGUGUCGCUGGGACAAGAACAGACAACUGAUGCCCGUGAUGGGCUACAGACGGGUGAAGAGAGAUGAGGAGCUGAUGAAAGUAUUCCUGUACAAUCUCGGUCCCCUGUCUGCGGGAAUAAACUCUGAAUCUAUGAAGAAAUAUACAGGUGACAUAGACGAACCAGCCGAAGGCGAGUAUUUACCAAACGAACGAGACCACGCGGUACUUAUAGUGGGAUACAACACUUACUUGGACCCAAACACCGGUAAGCGCACAGACUACUGGAUCAUCAAGAAUUCCUGGGGCGCGGAGUGGGGCGACCACGGCUUCUACUACCUGGUACGUGGCCGCAACGCCUGCGGUAUCGCCGAAGAUGUCGCCUUCAGCUUCGUGGAUUAG